UCGAUGGCAGUGAGUGUAAAGGUCUUGCCUUCUCCCAAGUGUUUGUUUGAUGAUCCCAUUCAGAUUAAAGUGGAGGGUCUCUCACCGCUGCAGGAGGUCACUCUGAGGGCAUCCCUGACUGAUGAGAAUGGGGAACUUUUCCAAUCCUUUGCCUACUACAGGGCUGAGAGCAAUGGAGAGCUGGACCUGACAUGCUCCUCAGCCCUGGCUGGCAGCUACUCUGGGGUAGAACCCAUGGGACUGCUGUGGUCACUGGAAUCUGAGACACCCUUCAAACGGUUGGCAAAGAAGAAUGUCCUCACCCCUUUCUAUGUACACGUGGAAGUGUUUGAGGGCCACGAUAUCACCAGCCAGCUCCUGGACAAAUGCAUUAAUGAGCGGAAAUUUUUGGGAGAGGGGGUGAAAAGGAUUCCGGUCAGAGAAGGUCGGCUUAAGGCAACUCUCUUCCUGCCUCCUGGAUCUGGUCCAUUCCCAGGACUUAUCGACUUGUAUGGAACUGGAGGAGGUCUUGUUGAGUACAGAGCAAGUCUUUUGGCUAGCAGGGGCUUUGUUACACUAGCUCUCGCUUAUUUAGCCUUUGAAGAUAUCCCAGCUCUCCCAGACAUCCUCGAACUGGACUAUUUUGGGGAGGCUGUGGAGUUUUUGCGGAAGCAACAGCAGGUGAAAGGUACCGGGAUCGGAGUUUUGGGCUUAUCUAAAGGGGCAGAUCUAGCCCUUUCUCUGGCCACAUUUCUGCCAGGCAUCCAAGCAGCUGUCAGCAUUUCUGGAUGUGGUGUUAAUUCCUUUAUCCCCCUGCAUGUUAAUGGUUUCACUAUUCCUCCCCAUCCGGGUGACUUUGGGAGGAUGAAGACUGUCGGUGAAUCUGGAAUGAUAGAUUAUUCAGAAGUCCUGGACGAUCCUAGGGACCCAGCCACUUGGGCCUGCCGCAUCCCAGUAGAGAAAUCCCCCGCCAAGCUCCUCUUUUUGUCGGCGCAGGAUGACAGAAACUGGAAAAGUGAGCUCUACUGCCGAGAAGUUGUUCACCGCCUUCGACAGUGUGGGCGAGAUGUGGAGUUUUACUGCUAUCCUGGGGCAGGGCACCUCCUGGAGCCACCGUAUUUGCCUUUGUGUCAGGCCUCAAUUCAUAAGCUGCUUGGGGCAUGCAUGCUGUGGGGAGGGCAGUGGAGAGAGCACGCCCGGGCACAGGAGGACGCAUGGCACAGGAUACAGGUCUUCUUUCGGCAACACUUGCUGGACUCUGAUGCCAUCAAGAGUAAUCUAUAG
This is a messenger RNA of Emys orbicularis (European pond turtle), 1263 nucleotides long. RefSeq names its product acyl-coenzyme A thioesterase 1-like. Lineage: Eukaryota; Metazoa; Chordata; Testudines; Emydidae. Gene Ontology annotation, biological process: fatty acid metabolic process; acyl-CoA metabolic process. The record is from RefSeq and is a predicted model, not a curated record. Bases 4 to 1263 code for a protein of 419 amino acids. Gene Ontology annotation, molecular function: fatty acyl-CoA hydrolase activity. The transcript is spliced from 3 exons.